This is a messenger RNA of Trichomonas vaginalis G3, 453 nucleotides long. RefSeq lists its product as uncharacterized. The record is from RefSeq and is a predicted model, not a curated record. NCBI's taxonomy places the organism in Eukaryota, Parabasalia, Trichomonadida, Trichomonadidae. The transcript has a single exon. The coding region runs from base 1 to 453 and encodes 150 amino acids.
AUGAGCCUAUCAAAAUCUGAGAGACAAUCGAUUAUAUUAAAUGAUGCAAGAGGAAUUCAGCAUCCAUUAUAUUAUGUAUCAACAAGUAAAGAUGGAAAAAUUUAUGUAAGAAAAAGACAAGUUCCAUUAACGAAUUCGGAAACUGAUAAAAUAGAUAUUAAACCUCCCCCAUCUGAAUCUAAACCAGAACCUAAACCAGGAGGACUCAGAGAGUCCAUCUUGGCGCAGAGCGUCGAAAUCAAACCCGAUGUACUUUCGAUAACGAAUCAAGAAUUAAUAGCUAAAUUUGUAAAUUUCAUUGAAAAGCAAACGGAAUCAAAAAAUCCAGACCCACCAGUAAAAGAGCAGGAAACCAAAAUUAAUGAAGAGUUUGUUAAAAACGUAAAACAUGAAAUUCAUGAACAAAAGAAACAAAUUCCUCAACUUAGAAGAAGAGUUAGAAUAUUAAACUAA